Messenger RNA from Equus quagga, 3241 nucleotides. It is a transcript of the gene FCMR, whose product is annotated as Fc mu receptor. Lineage: Eukaryota; Metazoa; Chordata; Mammalia; Perissodactyla; Equidae. The record is from RefSeq and is a predicted model, not a curated record. The transcript has 8 exons. Gene Ontology annotation, molecular function: transmembrane signaling receptor activity. Gene Ontology annotation, cellular component: plasma membrane. Bases 93 to 1328 code for a protein of 411 amino acids.
UUUCAAGCCCCCGAUUGUGAGGGUUCCGGCUGGGCGCCAGGUCUCUGCCCCUCUGCGGGGCUCUUGGAUGGCACCCUGCUCUGGAAGGAGCCAUGGACCUCUGGCUUUGGUCACUUUGCUUCUUGCCAGUAUCGGGCGCUCUGAAGAUCCUCCCAGAAGUCAAGCUGGAGGGAACGCUGGGCGGAUCUGUUACCAUCGAGUGCCCACUUCCUGUGACGCGUGUCAGAUUAUAUCUCUGCCGGCAGAUGGCUGGAUCUGGAGCAUGUGCCACCGUGGUGUCCAACAGUAACUUUGUCAAGAAAGAAUACAAGCACCGAGUCACCCUGACGCCAUGUCCAGACAGGAAUCUGUUCCUAGUGGAGGUGACAGAGCUGACCAAAAGUGACAGUGGAGUCUAUGCCUGUGGGGCGGGCACGAACACAGACCUGGGCAAGACCCAGCAAAUCACCCUGAAUGUCAACAGUGAGUACGAGCUGCUCUGGGAAGAGGAGUCGAUGCCUGAGCUUCCACAAUGGUUCCGUAGAUUUCUAAACAUGCCAGUACCUCCUUGGUUCCAGACGCCUGCACAUGCUUUUGAAUUCACAACCAAAGUAACCACACCAGCUCAAAGGACGGAGACCCCUCUAGCACACCACUCCUCUCCCACCACCCUAAUCACCCACCGUCCUCGAGUUUCCAGAGCAUCUUCAGUAGCAGCUGCCAAGCCCACAACCCCCCGGCCAUCUACUGCAGCCUCAAAGACCUCAGCUCUCAGGCGCCAGACAGCCAGCUACACCCACCACAACAGGCUCCACAGGCAGAGAGGCUUCCACCAUGGCCUGGGGUCCAGAACGGAAGAGCAAGGAUUUCACAUCCUGAUUCCCACCAUCCUAAGCCUCAUCCUGCUGGCGCUUCUGGGACUGCUGGUGAAGAGGGUCAUUCAAAGGAGGAAAGCGCUCUCCAGGCGGGUCCGCAGACUGGCCGUGAGGAUGCGCGCCCGGGAUGCCUCGCAGCGGCCCCUGUCGCAGCGGCCCCGCGUGUCGCCGCGGCCGCGCUCCCAAAACAACAUCUAUAGCGCCUGCCCGCGGCGUGCUCGGGCGGCGGACCAGGCGGGUGACGGCAAGGCCCCCCUCUCCGACCCCGGAGCGUCGGCGGCCUCCGCCCCGCCCAAGGUGUCUGAAGCUCCCUGGCCCCAGGCCUCGUCUCUGAAGAGCAGCUGUGAGUAUGUGAGCGUCUGCCGCCAGCCUGCAGCCAUGAUGGAGGACACCGGUUUAGAGGACUACGUCAACACUGCCUGCCUGACUCACGUCUCCAGCUGUCGCCCUGGGCCCAGACCUUUGUGCCACUGAGUCUUGUGUGUCCGCUGGUUUCCAGCACCUGCUCAGUAUGUUUUUGGAGCCCUCGUUACCUCCCACAUCCCUCCUUGAGUCUCGUUCCUGUCUGACUGCCCCCAGCAUAGCCCUCUUGAGUGGAUGUUAGAAUAAUUGUGCCAUGUCGGGGUCAUGGCACAGUCCCCGCUGCUCUUCUUACGCACCUUUGCAGCCCCCUGUGGUUUUCAGGUGGGCUCUGGGCAUGCAGGGCGUUUGUCCAAUGCCACCUGCUUCCUUUCCAAGCUGUGUGACAGGCUGUGGGAUUUGCAGAGGGUCUUUGCUGCCCUGCUCUAGACCGUGUGGCUCGACCUUGGGCUACAGCUUAGGCACAGCUGUUGCUUCUGGAACCCUCCCCAGGCUUGGGCUUCACUCCAGUAGAAGGCCCCUGGAUUGCACCAUGAGCUGAGAGGGCGCCUGGUAAACACCCCUGUCAACAUCUUUGCCCUCAUCUUAGGGCCGGCACUUACUAGUGAGCUUCUACUCAUCUUGAAUCCUAUGUUAAGGGCAAUUAAUUUUGAUGUGAUGAAGAGUUCUAAAUUUUCAGAGCUGUGCUUGUUAGUGUUAUGUGUGUGUGUGUAUAUAUAUAUAUAUCUCCCUAAAUCCUCUUUACUCUCUCUCCUCCCUUGAUGCUGUUAAGUACCCCGACCCCAGAACUUCUUGUCUUUUAGAAAUAGAAUUGGUUUUGUCAUCUCUUUACCCUUCUUCCGUCACCUAGCACUGAUAUUUGUGCACUCAUCAUUUUUUUUUAUUUUUAAAAGCCCCCUAGUACAUAGUUGUAUAUUCUAGUUGUAGGACCUUUUGGUUGUGCCAUGUGGGAUGCUCAGCGUGGCCUCAUGAGUGGUGCCAUGUCCAUGCCCAGGAUCCAAACCGGUGAAACCCUGGGCCGCUGAAGCAGAGUGUGAGAACUUAACCACUCGGCCACGGGGCCAGCCCCUGUGCACCCACCUUAACAUUGGUCUAUUUUAGCCAUCCAAAACCUUUACAUCUCUCUGCUUUCUGAAGUGCACCUCAUCUCUGUGCCAGUUCCAGGUCAUUUGUAGCAAGGUGGGGAAGGACAGUCGUCUGGAUUCCUGGAGGGCCAGGGCCUCUGCAGCACUUGGAUCAUGGGAGAAGAGACAGCCCACCUCCUACAUAGACUCUUUCUCUUAAGAUUUCUGAGCAAAGGCAUAGCAGACAUUCUAUCUUUGGCUUGAAGUCAACUCCAGAGUUCAUCCAGAGCUUGAGACUAGAGAAUGCCCAGUCUUGCCACGAGGAAGAAGCCCUUUCCCAGACACCCAGCUCAGCCUCACUGGGCACCUUGUCCAGAAAUAGAAAGGAAAGGCAGCCAGACUUGAGGUCCCUGCCUUUUCUUAGCAGGGAAUGUCAUCACAGACUGGACAGUACAGCAGUACGAUGACACCGCUGGCAGUGCCAGACGGACACUGGCACCUCUCAAGUGGCAGAUAAGGGAAGAAUGAGUGGGCUAAGAAAGGAGGGCACCAAGGGGAAGGGAUGGUGGGAGAGUGGGGUGGGGAGUGCGGGCAAGAAAUGAAGUGUUCAGUGAGAGCCUGCUUUGUGCUGGGCAUUUGGCCCACAUCACACCUUUUGUCGUUUGUAUUUCAAACGGUGCGCCUCGCCCCCAGCCCAGUGCUCUGUUCCUGCAGAUGUCACAACAAUGUGAUUUCCAUGCCCGAAAGUUCAACUUCACAUCUCAGCACCCCUCAUGAUUCCUCAGCAAUUCAAAGACAGGCAAAAAAUCCAGUUUAUUAAGCAUUUGCCAAGCACCUGUCCACUGCCCCAUGCAGUGGCCAGGAUUGUGGUGGAUAAAAGAGAAGCAAGGGGUGUCCCUGCUGCCUUCACAGAACUUACAGUCUCACCAAUAAAUAUGGCAUCAGUUAAAACACUGACACGAA